GGAAGAGAAAGAUAAUAAGCAGAGAGAAUGGAGGGGUGCCCUAGAAGAGGCUUCAAAAAUCAAUGGUUUCCAUUUGAGGAAUGACACCAAUGGAUUAAACUUGACUAUCCCAGUGAGUACUUGACCACCAUCUCGGGCUACAUUGAAGAAGAUUCCGGACGCACCGCUCUUCGGUCAUUAACAAUCGUUACUAAUGUACGCAGUUAUGGACCAUAUGGAAUGACGGAAGGAAAGGCGUUUUCAUUUCCAUACACCGGUGGCAAAAUCGUCGGGUUUCAUGGGAGUUGCAAGGGCUCUCAUCUUGAGUCUAUUGGAGCUUUUUACAAGCCGAUUCCUCAUACAUAUCCCGUUAAGAUUUUCGGGCCUUUUGGAAGCCAAGAUGAGAAAUCCUUGGGUUUUGGCGACAUAAAGGGGAUUGAUGUUUGCUACUCUGACUUCAUUAAGUCCAUUACUUUUAAAGUUGACGAAGCCACCAGCUCCGACCCCGAAACAAACUAUGGAAAUGGCGGGGAGAAUACUUUCAAGGUGAGAUUGAGAAAUGGAGAGCACGUAACUUCUCUUGCUGGAUAUUUCCAAAAUGCAAAUGACAGGGGCACUCUAAUCAGCUCGCUCACAUUUCAAACCAACGAAAGAAUAUUGGGACCCAUUGGCAGAGAGGAAGGGGCGUCCGAGUACUUUUCCUUGCCAUCAGAAGCUGGGAAAGUUACCAGGUUCUUUGGGAGAAGUGAUGGUUAUCUAAAAUCUAUCGGAGCACAAGUCGAGCCAUACUAUCCCUUCGAGUCUGUGGGGUUAUUCGGGUUGGAAAGCGGGUCAAAGUGGGAUCAUGGCAAUCAGCAUAACAAUGUAAGCAGAAUCAUUGUUCAACUUGAUUCAAGUGGAGAGAGAUUCAUCCGAUCAAUCAAGUUUGAGUAUAUAAACAAAAAUAACAGAUUGCCGCAAGUGAAGACGGAUGGUGUCACUGAUGGAAACGAGUCGCCUGGAGCAAGUCCGCAGGAGAUCAAAUUGGAUCCAGAUGAGUAUCUGACUUCGAUAUCGGGGUACAUGUUGCAAUCACAAACAUGUGGGUUUACAUCUCUCACUUUUCAAACUAACAAAAAGACGCUCAAAACUAUCGGUGUUGAAAAGGGAAAGCACUUCUCAUCUCCCGCAACAGGUGGCAAAAUUGUUGGAUUUUACGGGUGGAGUGGUGAACAUCUCAAUGCAAUUGGAGCUCGUUUUCAACCGAUCUCGCAUCUCUACCCAGUUAAAUCAAUCGGCCCAUUUGGAGGCACAAGUGGAAAUGAUUGGGACGAUGGGAAAUUUGACGGUGUGAAGGAAAUUUGGGUAAUGCACAACCCUGAUAUUCACUAUAUUAAGUUUCUGUACGUCAAAUUUGGUGAAAAAGAUUUGUGGCGUGUGCAUGGUUGCCUCACCAACAGAGCCAUUGCCAAGCUAGAAAAGUUUUCAUUGGAUUAUCCGCGGGAAUACUUGACAUCGAUCUUUGGUUACAAACAAGAGGAUGGUGCUAUCAUCCAGUCGCUCACAUUUUACACUAAUAGAAGAAAACUUGGUCCCUUUGGAGAGGAGGAGGGGAAGUACUUUUGGUAUCCAUCAACCGGAAGCAGAAUCAUCGGCUUUUAUGGAAGAUGUGGCAAAAAGCUCAAUGCCAUAGGAGUGUAUGCCGAGCCUGUACCGCAAUGGUAUCCUUUCGAAACCAUAGGACCCUUUGGAGGCUUUGAUGGGACUCCAUGGGAUGAUGGAGUUCAUACUGAUGUGAUGGGAUUUCGUAUCAGUUUCGACGACACAAUUCACUCCAUCGGGAUUGUGUACGACAACAAUGGUUCCUUUGUUGACCGUUCUACACAUGGCGGAGGAGACGGCCCCCGCUGCAUGGAGCUUUGGCUGGACUAUCCCAAGGAGCGUCUACUCUCAAUAUCGGUUUGGGGGAAAGAAAGCGAAGGCACUUAUCAAAUCCACAACCUGAAAAUAUUUACCACGAAGAACACUCAUGGGCCGUUCAUACCAAGAUCAUGGUCAAAUCAAGAUGACUGGAACAGGCUUACGAAUGUCCUUAGCAAGAUGGAGAAAUUUACUAUCCCGUCGGCAUUGGAUGGCGGCAGGAUCGUUGGCUUUUUCGGAAGGGCGGGACCACAUCUUAUUUCUAUUGGAGCGCGUUUGGAAUCAUAUUAG
Messenger RNA from Rhodamnia argentea, 2169 nucleotides. Its product is annotated as jacalin-related lectin 16-like. Gene Ontology annotation, molecular function: carbohydrate binding. The record is from RefSeq and is a predicted model, not a curated record. NCBI's taxonomy places the organism in Eukaryota, Viridiplantae, Streptophyta, Magnoliopsida, Myrtales, Myrtaceae. The transcript has 6 exons. The coding region runs from base 220 to 2169 and encodes 649 amino acids.